AUGGUUACAUGCUUGAAGUGCACCAGAUUCGUCACCCAGACCGAGUUUGGUUGGUGUUGUGAAUGUCUCAAUUUUGUCGGUCUUAUGCCUGGAAAUAUGGCUCCCCAGUUGCCCAGUCAACCCCCAAAUCAUUACAACAUCAUCCCUUCUUACCCUCCAGCGGCAGCCCCCACACCCUCUAUAUUCCAAGCGCUUCCCGCAAAUCCAACAACACCAGCAGCUAAUUUGGCCCAAUGCGCGGGUUCCAACGCCCAUAUACGGAAUAUUAGGAAGUCAAAGCGUACUAAAAACCCUGCUCCUACUCCUUACUCUAGAAACCCAAAACCUUCUGUGUCAGCAACACUCACUGAGAGUCCAAUGCGAAUGUUCAAAUGUGGAAUCUCGUUCUUCCAGGACAAAAAGCAGAAGAAAACCGGUAUCAUGAGUUACAUGCGGCAGAUUGACACAAGCCUUCCCAAUUUAUACGAGACUCUUCAACACCAAUUAUGGCAGUUGUUCUUGCCCGAGCUCCUACGCAAGGAACUAGUCGAAGGUCUACCCAAAAGCCCAAUUGGCCGCACAUCUCUAAGCCACAACAAGAGUGUUCUGGAUCCCCAGACCCUCCUCCUCCUUGUGAAGCAGUCGACUAUAAAGAAGCCAGUUCAGAUUGACCUGAUCUAUGAGGACAAUGGAGAAGAUACCGACACAAUCCCUGAAACUGAGACACCGGCUGCAACUGAAAGGUCCUUGAGAUCCCAACAAAGUUCUGCGACCUUCAGAAUCCCAUCACCACUUGAAAGUCAGAUUGUUCCCCGUCAGACUUCUCACAUAACUUCUCGUAGACACAACGAAGAUCAAGCAUCUACCCCAACAGCUGUGGCAGCUAGGCCAACCAAAAACUCUUGGGCACUUGGUGGUAUUGCAGGCACUGUGCCUGCUCGUGGAAGUGCAAGCCUUUCAACUCACAUGAAUUACCUUGGCCGACCCCUAGCCACCACUACUCCACUCACUGUCAAGGUUGAUCACAACACGCUUGUUGGUCAAGGCAGUAUGAGGAGAGCCUUUUCGGCUGAGGUCAAGACUGAAGGCCGGAAUGGAGGACCACCACGCAUCACUCACUGGGUGGCAAAAGUGCGAUACCACAAUGAAUACCCAGACAUCAAACUCCAUGCUACCAAUGCCCGAAUGUAUGAGGCAGCUGGACAUCUCCUUCAAGCAUACCAAGCAGUCAUCAAUAGGUGCUCAAGCAAUCUACUCACUGGUGUCUUGAGAGAAAAGGCAAAGGCCUUCAAGCUUGUCCGCCAUUGUGUAAUAUUCAUUGGUGAAGAACACCUUCCAGCUCAAGUCUACUUUUUGGAAGCUUGCCUCCAAGGGGAGUACGUCAAAUACUUGAGCAAUGUUAACUUCUCCGUCACUGGCAGGCAACCUGGGAUGGACUUAGAUAACCUGUCUAUCAUGAAUGCUUUUACCCAUUGGUCAUAUGUCAUUUCCAAUGGGGCUAGCCUUGUAUGUGAUCUUCAGGGAGUCGGAUCAACCAUCACAGAUCCUCAAAUAAUUGAUCGGGAUUAUGUUCGUUGGGCCGAUGGAAAUAAUGCCUCCAAAGGAAUACAAAAUUUCUUAGAGAAUCACAUCUGCAAUGAUGUCUGUAGGGCUUUGAAGCUUGGCCCUCCCAGUGAUAUCGUGCCCGAAGUCACCAAUCCAACUCCACUUCAAAGAUCGGUUCAAUCACACGUUGCCCAAGGACUCGGAGGACCAAGUCAAGCAGCUGGGUUUCCAACUGGGUCUCGUGCAAUGACUGAGAUCCGUUCCAACUCUGGCAUUUGUGCAAACCCUGCCCCAAGUCAUUCUUCCAUAGGAAAUCUGCCACGGUCUGAAUUCCUCACUUUUUACUGCUCAAAACUAGUCAAUAGCGUGAAAAUUACACUCAUUUAA
Messenger RNA from Puccinia graminis f. sp. tritici CRL 75-36-700-3, 1911 nucleotides. RefSeq names its product alphaK A2. The transcript is spliced from 6 exons. Gene Ontology annotation, molecular function: protein serine/threonine kinase activity; ATP binding. Gene Ontology annotation, biological process: protein phosphorylation. The record is from RefSeq and is a predicted model, not a curated record. The coding region runs from base 1 to 1911 and encodes 636 amino acids. NCBI's taxonomy places the organism in Eukaryota, Fungi, Basidiomycota, Pucciniomycetes, Pucciniales, Pucciniaceae.